AUGAAUUACAAAUCUAAUCCUUAUGAACUCAAUAGCAGUUAAUCUUAAAGCGAAGUAUUGGUUUUUGGUUAAAAUUAAGUUUCUUCAACUAAAAAAGUACUGCAUGACAUGUAAAACGAGAAAAAUUGGAACUACAGCAAUAGAGGAUUUGCCCCUUCUGCAAAUCUUCUUAAAUCAACAAAAAAUGAACAAGAUAAAGACAAAAAAAUGAAGCAAACAAACUAGUUUCACCAGAAUUAGAAGAAUAUUUUAAAUAAUGGGGUGCUUUUAUUCAAAAAACAAAUGGAUGAAGUCAGUCAAUAACAAUAAUAGCAAACACAAAAUAGAGGGAGGAAUUUACUCAAUUAGAAAUAGAAUUUGCCUUAUUUUAGCAAGAAGUUUUUGUCUUAAAGCAUAGAUUAAGAAGCGAGUUAAAUAAAUUCUGCAUUAGGGAGCCAAAUUCGAAGAAUUUAUUAAAAAAAUAGAUGCAUAAGCUAACUUUCUUAAUACGAAUUUGAUACAAACAAUAGGUUUGUUUUGGGAUCUUCAAUAGAUAGAAAUAACUAAAAGCAACUACAAAUUUAAUAAUAGCAGUUAAAAAAUGAAUUAUUUGUCUCUAAUAGAGCUUUCAAUCCUUAAAGUACUUCAUCUCAUUAUAAUAAAAGUUAGAGUCCUAAAUUCUAGCAAGCUUAUAGAACGAGCAAAGGACUAUCUCUCUAUUAAAACGAAGAAAUGUAGGGGGAGGAAAAUAAUUUUUUUGGAGAUAUAAGUGUUGAAAUCCCUUCUAAAUAUUAAUAAUUAACUUCUAAAUCUAAUAUAAAUAAUGCAAACAAUACAAAAUACAGAUUUUUAGUACAGUAAAAUUAGACACCUUCAUAAAAUAAAUAGCUCACUAAGUUGACUGAACAAGACUCUUCUCAAUUUACCCUUGUCUCCAUUGAAUAAUUCUAAAACUCAAAUCAAAAAGUUAUAUAAGAUACAUCCAAUCCAUUGAAAUUUCAUGCUUCUAAUCCGUUUGUUUAAAAAAAUUCUAAAAAUAGUAAAAGAUAUGAUGCAAAUAUAAAUAUUAACGAAGGGUUGACUGUUAAAUCUUCUCAUUCUCAGCAUGCUAAAAGCAAGUCCCCUAAUUCUUUUUUACAUCUUCAAAAGGAUCAAAGCUUUUCUCAAUCAAAAAAUUAAAAGCAAGAUUAAGCUUUUACAAAAAUGUAUGAAAAUAGUUAAAAUAAUCUGAUAAAAAGCGAAAUUCCAAUAGAUGAUGGGCUUCACUCAUUAAAGAACCACCUUCAUAACACUUAAUUAAAAAAUAUUAAUAAUGAUUUAUACUUACACAAGAGUAAAUAAAAUAGCCAAAUACAUGGUUCUAUAGAAAUUAUCGACCUAAAAUAAAUAACGAACUAAAAAGAAAUCAGCAAUAUUAUUAGCAAGUAGCAAUUAAAUAAACAAAAUACGAUUUCAUUGUAUAAUAGCUCGAACAAAGCUCUAAGAUCUAACUAGUAAGAAAAUAAUUAAGCCGAGUAAUCCACAAUCAUUUAUAGCACUGAAAACCCUCAAAGAUAAAAAAACGACUAAAGUCUUUCUGAAAAAAAAUAUUAAACUUUAGUUUGUAAAAUGAAAGAAUGUUUUGAAAAAUUUUAAACAAAUUAUAGGCAAAUUAAUAAGCAGGCAGACAAAAAAGCUUUGAAUAAAAAAGAAAUCAGCUCAUAAAAUUUAUAAAAUUGCAAUGAAAUAACAUCGCUUAGUGAGUAUUUAGAAAACUAAGAUAUGAAACAUCUUGGAUUGCAGGAUUCUAAAGACAAAAAGAAGCCCAUUAACAAAAAAUUAUGCAACAUAGGUUUAAAUAUGAUACACCGACUAUUCAUAAAAAAAUACGGAUAAAAUCUACUUACAUAAAUGAAAAUUUAAAAGUAGAUUGAUAAUUAUUCUACCAAACAUGUAAAAAACGGAUUUUGA
Messenger RNA from Tetrahymena thermophila SB210, 1929 nucleotides. RefSeq lists its product as hypothetical. The record is from RefSeq and is a predicted model, not a curated record. The transcript is spliced from 3 exons. NCBI's taxonomy places the organism in Eukaryota, Ciliophora, Oligohymenophorea, Hymenostomatida, Tetrahymenidae.